AUGAACCGGCUACCGCCUGUCUCUAGUUUGGUGUCUCCUCCAGAGCCAAAACCCUUCGACAGCUUCAACUCCGACCUCUACUCGCAAUUGCCCUUCUCCCCAUCCGACAAGCUCCCUCCCAUCGCUCCUGAACGAGCCCAACCCCAGUCCGACAUGGACCUGCCGUCGCCACCCGUCACUCCAUACAACGGAAGUAAGAGAAGGCACACCGUUGACGGUGACAAUGGCCAUACGACUUCCAACGCCAUUGCAGGCCCAUCCAGAGACCCCGUCCUCUUCCCGUCCGACAGAAGAUCCUCCCUCCUUGAGCAUGAGCCGCUCUUUGGCCCUGAGUCGGUGCCUGACGCUGAGGCCUUGGUGGAUAAGCACAUUGCUAGCAAGAAAUCGACGGCCAAGGGCAAGUUCCAGCAGCCAACUCGCGAUGAAUACAUGCUCGCCUUGUCAUGUGUCUCCCGUGUGAUCUCCAAUUACAACCGCAAUCCCCGUGCCUACGCCAUACAGGAGCGGAAGAUUUUUGACUACCAAUGGACCCUGGUGCACCCGGGGAAGCAGACGAAGUCGAAGUUGAAGAAGAUCGCCCCCGCCCCCUCUAGGCGUGGUAAUGCCAGCGCUCCUCGCGUGCAAAAGUCACAGAGACCUAAGCGGUCCAGUCCCAAGACAAAAGUCGUCGACUCGUUUGACGCGACUCCUACUCGCAAUCCUCCCAAGCCUCGUGUGAUCGGCACCAACCGCGACGAUACAGAUUACAAUUCUCUUCCAGACUACUGCCCUCCGAUCUCGACCCUCCACGGUACCAAGGGGCUCAAGGCAGACUGGAAAGGCCAGAUGCUUGAUCUCAGCAAUGAUCCCAAUAGGGACGCACUCGAUCCAGCAGAAAUCAAUCUCGCUGCUACCCUUCGCUUGUCGUGUGCCACCUAUCUCUGUAGCAAGCGCCGCAUCUUCCAGGCUCUUCUCAACAAGUUUAGCGAGAACAAGGAAUUUCGAAAGACCGACGCUCAACAAGCUUGCAAGAUCGACGUCAACAAAGCAAGCAAGCUUUGGACGGCCUUUGAACGGGUUGGAUGGUUCAAACGGGAGCAUUUCAUACAUCACCUCGAAAAUUAA
Coccidioides immitis RS is the source of this 1104-nucleotide messenger RNA. RefSeq names its product SWIRM domain-containing protein. The record is from RefSeq and is a predicted model, not a curated record. Gene Ontology annotation, biological process: chromatin remodeling; regulation of transcription by RNA polymerase II. Gene Ontology annotation, molecular function: transcription coactivator activity; chromatin binding; protein binding. NCBI's taxonomy places the organism in Eukaryota, Fungi, Ascomycota, Eurotiomycetes, Onygenales, Onygenaceae. Gene Ontology annotation, cellular component: SAGA-type complex; nucleus. The coding region runs from base 1 to 1104 and encodes 367 amino acids. The transcript has a single exon.